This is a messenger RNA of Bombina bombina (fire-bellied toad), 1065 nucleotides long. Its product is annotated as homeobox protein Mix.1-like. NCBI's taxonomy places the organism in Eukaryota, Metazoa, Chordata, Amphibia, Anura, Bombinatoridae. Gene Ontology annotation, cellular component: nucleus. Bases 1 to 1065 code for a protein of 354 amino acids. The transcript has a single exon. Gene Ontology annotation, molecular function: RNA polymerase II cis-regulatory region sequence-specific DNA binding; DNA-binding transcription factor activity, RNA polymerase II-specific. Gene Ontology annotation, biological process: regulation of transcription by RNA polymerase II. The record is from RefSeq and is a predicted model, not a curated record.
AUGGCAGAAUGUGCUGCAGCAACUGGAGAUUUAUAUUCUUGCUUUUCCUCUGAUGUUCACCAGAUAGGACUGAAUCAUCUUCUUGUCAACCAAGUGGAAGCUUGUCUCCCUUCAGCUCAUCACAAGGACUUCCAACGGGGCUCUGUACAAGAAAAGAUGAGCGGUGAUCUCAGCUCACUACACACCGAGGUACAGAAGGAUCAGCAGGUCACAGUCACCUCCAGCUCUGCCCCAGAGCCACUGCCCCAACGCAGAAAGAGAACAGUCUACCGCCAGGCACAGCUGGAUGCCCUAGAGCAGUUCUUCCAAAGCAACAUGUACCCAGACAUCCACCACCGGGAGUACCUGGCUACACAGAUUAAUUUACCUGAGUCAAGGAUACAUGUCUGGUUCCAGAACAGGAGAGCAAAGGUCAGACGUGAUGGGCGCAAUUCUACCCUGUUUCCUAUGCUUAGAGAGCAAUGUUCAAGCACCCCAGUAGUCAACAAGGACAUUUCCUCUUCUUUGACAAUGUCCCAUCUUUCAAAGGCUUGGUGUCAGCAGGAAAAAUUACAUGAACCACCUCAUCAAGACCAACCAGAGUGGAAAUCAAAGCAAUAUUUUGGUAACCAAUCUCAUGAAACGUCACAUACUAUGAGCAGGCAGAAGAUUCUAGUGCACCAUCUCAACACAUCAUCCAGUGUGUUAUCUGCAAAUCGCACUGGGAACUGGCACAAUGUGAACAGAGGUAGACCCGUAAUCGCUGGCUUUCAAAACAAAGUGAUGGACCUCAGUGUUAGACAUGUAUCUAUGAAUGCUGAUUUCAAGAUAGACUAUGAUAAUUUCCCUCCCAAUAGGACCAUUGGACCAGAGAUGAAUGUAGUAAUUCCACCAAUCCCAAGUUCAAAAUCGUCAACAGAUGAAAAGAGAAAUACUGAUUUCACAAAGAAGAAGCCACACUUGACUAUUGGCUACAAUGGACAAUACACUUCCUUUCCAGGCUCUGGAGAUAGUGACAGAUCUACAGAUCUUAAAACAGACUGGAAAAGAAGAAGUUUGAUUUCUGUUUAUCAUCAUUUGGAUUAA